Vigna unguiculata (cowpea) is the source of this 805-nucleotide messenger RNA. RefSeq lists its product as uncharacterized. The record is from RefSeq and is a predicted model, not a curated record. Lineage: Eukaryota; Viridiplantae; Streptophyta; Magnoliopsida; Fabales; Fabaceae.
CAAUCAAAUUGCUUCAAAUGGGUCCCAACAUCUCAACCAAAACCAACACAUUCAUAUUAAUCUCUCUUUCCUUUUCUUCAAAUAACACCUCAUCUCAACAACUCCACAAUUUUUCACAUUCUUCAAUCAUUUUAAUUACUUAUUCAACAAACUAGAAGGGUUGGUUUUUGUGAUCCCCAGAACUUGAUGAUGGAGUCAGAGUAUGAAGGAGGAUCAGCAUGUUGCUUUUGCUUCUCUUCCACCAAGAAGAGUGUUGUUGGUGGGAAUGGCAGAAACAAACAAGUGUUGAGUUCAGAAGACGUUCAUUGGGGAAAGAACGAUGAGAUGCUAUCUGACAGAAGCACGUUUUCUGUGAAAGAACAAGAAAAGAGGUUCAAGAAAGCUCUGGAAGAGGAAGAAAAGGUUAACAGAGAAGCAGAGAGGGUUGUCCAAUGGGUGAAGCAGGAAUCAGCAAAAAUUGAUCUUUCUGCAUUCAAACCAGUUCUUAAUGAACCCCAAAAAGAAUCAAAUACUUGUGAUUUUGUUUCUUGAUUGGUUUUGGGUGGAUUCAUUUUGAGAGAUUAUUGUAUAUAUGUUUCAUAGUAUUGGGUGGUCCUUUUAGUCAAUGUAUUUUUUUUUCUAAUUGAAAUUGUAUCAUUUAAUAAUUUCUGAUUUCUUUAGCUUGAAGUUAUGGAUCAGAUUGGUAUUGUAAAGGAACUAUUCAAGAAGAUAUGGCUGUUGACCUUGUCCACCAAAGACUUGUAUUUGACUUUUUCAAGAGAAGUGUCUAUAUGCAUGAAGAAUUGAAAUUAGACUUUUAUAAAUA